GGGAAAUAUCAGGGUGACAUUUUACAACAGAGUCGAUAUGAAGGCGUGGGUUUGUCUAUAAAAUACAGUUACGGAUAUAUAUUUCGUAUAUAAUUUCAAACACACGAAGAGGUUUUUUUGUUGUAAAUAACUACGUAAUGGCAGCUUGGACCUGUCGGCAUCUGCUUCGACGAGCAACACACGUCUCUUCGUUUGCAGCAGCAGGAGCAGCUGAAAGUCCUGCCCUGGCACUGGGUUGUGUUCGAACAGUGAAGAGCACUACGUGGUUUGACGAACACCUCACAGACGAGAACCAACAGUUCAUGAGGAAGAGCGUCGCGGAGGAGUACAAAAAACAGACGGCUGACAAGCUCUACCCUCUCAAAGACGAGCCUUGGCCUAGGCAGGAAUGGUCGGAAGGCAGUCGUAGAGUCGGAUUGGUGGCAGUGAAAUUGGGGAUGGCUCCGGUCUGGACAAAAACAGGAGAAAGACAUGUAGUAACUAUGUUACAGGUGCAGGACUGCCAUGUGGUCAAGUACCUGUCCAAAGAAGAUCAUGAUGGUAACUCUGCUGCCCUUAUGAUCGGAGGGAGAAACGUAUCACCAUUCUACAAAAGUGAGGAGGAAGUAGAGAUGUUUAUGAGCGCAGGAGUUCCUCCAAAAGAGAAAGUGACCACAUUUAAAGUUUCGGACAAUGCCAUCAUUAAACCAGGCACGCCUCUGUACGCUGCACAUUUCCGUCCAGGCCAGUAUGUGGACGUCACAGCCAAAACGAUUGGUAAGGGUUUUCAGGGCGUUAUGAAACGCUGGGGAUUCAAAGGUCAACCAGCCAGCCACGGACAAACCAAGACCCACCGCAGACCCGGGGCAUCCGGACCUGGAGGGGAUCCAGCCAAAGUCUUCAAAGGAAAGAAGAUGCCUGGCAUGAUGGGCGAUUUCUUCAGGACAGCUUUCGGUCUAAAGGUAUGGAGGGUCAACACCAAGUUCAACGUGCUAUAUGUAAGCGGCUCCGUCCCUGGUCACAGGAACUGCUUAGUGAAGGUGAGAGACACUGUUCUGCCCGCCAGGGCUUCCACGCUACUCAACCCACCAUUCCCCACUUACUUCACCGAGGAGGAAGGCCAGCUGGACGAAGACCUGUACGACAGUGACAUGUUUAUUCACACAGAGGCUUCACUGUCACUGGAGUAAAACACACACACACACGUAGACCUUGUAAUACGUCUGGAUUAUAUCACCAAAUAAAUUGCCUCUCCGGAUAA
Messenger RNA from Lampris incognitus (smalleye Pacific opah), 1240 nucleotides. It is a transcript of the gene mrpl3, whose product is annotated as mitochondrial ribosomal protein L3. The transcript is spliced from 10 exons. Gene Ontology annotation, cellular component: ribosome; mitochondrial large ribosomal subunit. NCBI's taxonomy places the organism in Eukaryota, Metazoa, Chordata, Actinopteri, Lampriformes, Lampridae. Gene Ontology annotation, molecular function: structural constituent of ribosome. Gene Ontology annotation, biological process: translation. The coding region runs from base 138 to 1169 and encodes 343 amino acids. The record is from RefSeq and is a predicted model, not a curated record.